AUGGCUGAUGUGGGUCGAGCCAGCAAACCUCUCAAAGCAUCCUCACCAGGGAAGAUUCCCCAGCGAAAGCCUGCAGCACUCCUUGCCCAAGUUCUCUACUUGCCCACUGCUCUGUCAGUGAGUCCUCCCGUGGCUCUGCAGCCCACUGCUCUGUCAGUGAGUCCUCCCGUGGCCCUGCAGCCCACUGCUCUGUCGGUGAGUCCUCCCGUGGCUCUGCAGCCCACUGUUCUGUCAGUGAGCCCUCCCGUGGCCCUGCAGCCCACUGCUCUGUCAGUGAGCCCUCCCGUGGCUCUGCAGCCCACUGCUCUGUCAGUGAGUCCUCCCGUGGCCCUGCAGCCCACUGCUCUGUCGGUGAGUCCUCCCGUGGCUCUGCAGCCCACUGCUCUGUCAGUGAGUCCUCCCGUGGCUCUGCAGCCCACUGCUCUGUCAGUGAGUCCUCCCGUGGCUCUGCAGCCCACUGCUCUGUCAGUGAGUCCUCCCGUGGCCCUGCAGCCCACUGCUCUGUCGGUGAGUCCUCCCGUGGCUCUGCAGCCCACUGUUCUGUCAGUGAGCCCUCCCGUGGCCCUGCAGCCCACUGCUCUGUCAGUGAGCACUCCCAUGGCUCUGCAGCCCACUGCUCUGUCAGUGAGCCCUCCCGUGGCUCUGCGGCCCACUGCUCUGUCAGUGAACCCUCCCGUGGCCCUGCAGCCCACUGCUCUGUCAGUGAGCACUCCCGUGGCCCUGCAGCCCACUGCUCUGUCAGUGAACCCUCCCGUGGCCCUGCAGCCCACUGCUCUGUCAGUGAGCACUCCCGUGGCCCUGCAGCCCACUGCUCUGUCAGUGAACCCUCCCGUGGCCCUGCAGCCCACUGCUCUGUCAGUGAGCACUCCCGUGGCUCUGCGGCCCACUGCUCUGUCAGUGAGUCCUCCCGUGGCUCUGCGGCCCACUGCUCUGUCAGUGAGCCCUCCCGUGGCUCUGCAGCCCACUGCUCUGUCAGUGAGUCCUCCCGUGGCUCUGCAGCCCACUGCUCUGUCAGUGAGUCCUCCCGUGGCUCUGCAGCCCACUGCUCUGUCAGUGAGUCCUCCCGUGGCCCUGCAGCCCACUGUUCUGUCGGUGAGUCCUCCCGUGGCCCUGCAGCCCACUGCUCUGUCAGUGAGCACUCCUGUGGCCCUGCAGCCCACUGCUCUGUCAGUGAGCACUCCCGUGGCUCUGCGGCCCACUGCUCUGUCAGUGAGUCCUCCCGUGGCCCUGCAGCCCACUGCUCUGUCAGUGAGUCCUCCUGUGGCCCUGCAGCCCACUGCUCUGUCGGUGAGUCCUCCCGUGGCCCUGCAGCCCACUGCUCUGUCAGUGAACCCUCCCGUGGCCCUGCAGCCCACUGCUCUGUCGGUGAGUCCUCCCGUGGCCCUGCAGCCCACUGUUCUGUCGGUGAGCCCUCCCGUGGCUCUGCGGCCCACUGUUCUGUCAGUGAGUCCUCCCGUGGCCCUGCGGCCCACUGUUCUGUCAGUGAGUCCUCCCGUGGCCCUGCAGUCCACUGUUCUGUCGGUGAGCACUCCCGUGGCCCUGCAGCCCACUGUUCUGUUAGUGAGUCCUCCCGUGGCUCUGCAGCCCACUGCUCUGUCGGUGAGUCCUCCCGUGGCCCUGCAGCCCACUGCUCUGUCGGUGAGUCCUCCCGUGGCCCUGCAGCCCACUGCUCUGUCGCCCACUGCUCUGUCAGUGAGCCUUCCCGUGGCUCUGCAGCCCACUGCUCUGUCAGUGAACCCUCCCGUGGCCCUGCGGCCCACUGCUCUGUCAGUGAGCCCUCCCGUGGCUCUGCGGCCCACUGCUCUGUCAGUGAGCCCUCCUGUGGCCCUGCAGCCCACUGUUCUGUCGGUGAGUCCUCCCGUGGCUCUGCAGCCCACUGUUCUGUCAGUGAGCCCUCCCGUGGCUCUGCAGCCCACUGCUCUGUCAGUGAGUCCUCCCGUGGCUCUGCAGCCCACUGCUCUGUUAGUGAGUCCUCCCGUGGCUCUGCGGCCCACUGCUCUGUCAGUGAGCCCUCCCGUGGCCCUGCAGCCCACUGCUCUGUUAGUGAGUCCUCCCGUGGCCCUGCAGCCCACUGCUCUGUCAGUGAGCACUCCUGUGGCUCUGCAGCCCACUGUUCUGUCAGUGAGCCCUCCCGUGGCUCUGCAGCCCACUGUUCUGUCAGUGAGCACUCCCGUGGCCCUGCGGCCCACUGCUCUGUCAGUGAGCCCUCCCGUGGCUCUGCAGCCCACUGCUCUGUCAGUGAGUCCUCCCAUGGCUCUGCAGCCCACUGUUCUGUCAGUGAGUCCUCCCGUGGCUCUGCAGCCCACUGUUCUGUCGGUGAGUCCUCCCGUGGCUCUGCAGCCCACUGUUCUGUCGGUGAGUCCUCCCGUGGCUCUGCAGCCCACUGUUCUGUCAGUGAGUCCUCCCGUGGCUCUGCAGCCCACUGCUCUGUCAGUGAGCACUCCCGUGGCUCUGCGGCCCACUGCUCUGUCGGUGAGUCCUCCCGUGGCCCUGCGGCCCACUGUUCUGUCAGUGAGCCCUCCCGUGGCCCUGCGGCCCACUGCUCUGUCAGUGAGCACUCCCGUGGCCCUGCGGCCCACUGCUCUGUCAGUGAGCACUCCCGUGGCCCUGCGGCCCACUGCUCUGUCGGUGAGUCCUCCCGUGGCCCUGCAGCCCACUGCUCUGUCUUUGGUGCUUUGUCUGGAACAACUCUGA
Messenger RNA from Peromyscus leucopus (white-footed mouse), 2694 nucleotides. Its product is annotated as calphotin-like. The record is from RefSeq and is a predicted model, not a curated record. Bases 1 to 2694 code for a protein of 897 amino acids. The transcript is spliced from 3 exons. Lineage: Eukaryota; Metazoa; Chordata; Mammalia; Rodentia; Cricetidae.